UGAUAUCUGGAAGUUCAAAUGAGUAAGGGAGGUGAGUAGAUAACUCAUCAACUGGUCCUCAAAUUGCGUUAAAAUUCAUUGGAAGGUUUAAUCAACGUGUCCUGCACGAACCAUAUUUUUUGGCGUUCUGCUCAUCUCCAACAUUAUGAUCCGCUUACUGCAGCGUUGUAAUUAACAAUAAUGUCUAGACCCGAAGAGAUAGCACCUCCAGAGGUCUUUUACAAUGACUCCGAAUCAUUUAAAUACACUUCCUCCACACGUGUGCAGCAUAUCCAAGCAAAGAUGUCCCUUCGAGCCUUAGAGCUAUUGAAUUUGGAUAAGGAACAACCGCAUUUUAUACUAGACGUUGGAUGUGGUUCAGGGCUUUCGGGAGAGAUCUUGACCGAAGAAGGAUAUAACUGGAUAGGAAUGGAUAUUGCUCCAAGCAUGUUGGCAUCUGCCCUAGACAGAGAAGUUGAAGGGGAUUUGUUCUUGUCGGACUUGGGUAACGGAAUCCCAUUUAGAGCAGGUACAUUUGAUGCUGCUAUAUCCAUCUCGGUCAUCCAAUGGCUUUGUAAUGCGGACUCAGCUGGAUCAGACCCCAAAAAGAGACUUUUACGGUUCUUCAAUUCGUUGUAUGCUUCUCUAAAGAGAGGGGGGAAGUUUGUUGCACAAUUCUAUCCAAUGAAUGACAACCAAACCCAGUCAAUCAUGGAGUGUGCAAAGGUUGCUGGUUUUGCUGGUGGGUUAAUAUUGGAUGACCCUGAGUCAAAGAGGAAUAAGAAGCAUUACUUGGUUCUUACCGCGGGUCAAGCAGACAGAAACUUGAACCUCGCUGGUGCUCAAAUGGAUGCCCCAGAGACAACAAAGAAAUUGAGCAGUAAAAUGAAGAAAAAGAUGGAAUCAAGGAAGGACUAUAUUAACAGAAAGAAAGAAACGAUGAGGCGCAGGGGCAGACAGGUCGCAGAAGACUCUAAGUUCACAGCAAGAAAAAGAAGACCAAGGUUUUAGCUUGUUUGAUAAAUUAAAUGAAAUUGAAGGGAUGGUGAAAUUUAUCUGUCAUGCUUUUUCUGGGAAUGAUCGCACGUAAGAUAAAUCCAAAAAAAAAAAGGAAAAAACUCCGUAUCUUUCCAUGCCAUUGGUCUUAAAACUUGGUACCUCAGUCCGUAGGUUCUUUUGAGGAGCGAUCAUUUCCAGGAAAAUAAAAUGGAAAAUAUCAC
Metschnikowia bicuspidata var. bicuspidata NRRL YB-4993 is the source of this 1199-nucleotide messenger RNA. It is a transcript of the gene BUD23, whose product is annotated as 18S rRNA (guanine1575-N7)-methyltransferase. Gene Ontology annotation, biological process: rRNA (guanine-N7)-methylation. The record is from RefSeq and is a predicted model, not a curated record. Gene Ontology annotation, molecular function: rRNA (guanine) methyltransferase activity. Lineage: Eukaryota; Fungi; Ascomycota; Pichiomycetes; Serinales; Metschnikowiaceae. Gene Ontology annotation, cellular component: nucleolus. The coding region runs from base 181 to 990 and encodes 269 amino acids. The transcript has a single exon.